This is a messenger RNA of Lampris incognitus (smalleye Pacific opah), 2273 nucleotides long. RefSeq names its product protein phosphatase 1, catalytic subunit, alpha isozyme b (gene ppp1cab). NCBI's taxonomy places the organism in Eukaryota, Metazoa, Chordata, Actinopteri, Lampriformes, Lampridae. The coding region runs from base 341 to 1318 and encodes 325 amino acids. The record is from RefSeq and is a predicted model, not a curated record. Gene Ontology annotation, molecular function: protein serine/threonine phosphatase activity. The transcript has 7 exons. Gene Ontology annotation, cellular component: nucleus; cytoplasm.
UGGAGGGGGUUGGUGUGGUGUGGCGUGCGCUAGCUCGGCGGCGGCUAUCGGUACCGAGAGUCCGGAGAGAAACGCCACCUCGUCGCGAUUUUAAUGCCGACGAGUGCCGUUAGUAGAGGUCUAUUUCGCCGCGCACCUAACCGUUUUAGCGUCCAACCUCACGUUUCGGGGUCGCUGAUCCGGGGCGGAAGAAGGUUAGCCGGCCGGCUAACGGUAGCCGAUUAAAACAAGUUUAGCCAACUCGCUAGCUGGUUUAGCUAGCUCGCUCGCUAGCUGUUGCGUUUCAGUUGGGGGGAAAAUUUGUUUUUUUUAUUGAAUUCGGCCGAAAUACGGUGGUAGUAUGGCUGAAGCCGAUAAGUUGAACAUCGACUCCAUCAUACAGCGUCUUCUCGAGGUGAAAGGUUCCAGGCCCGGUAAGAAUGUUCAGCUGACAGAGAAUGAGAUCCGAGGUCUGUGUUUGAAGUCUCGUGAGAUCUUCCUCAGCCAGCCAAUCCUGCUGGAGCUGGAGGCACCGCUAAAGAUCUGUGGUGACGUUCAUGGCCAGUACUAUGACCUGCUGAGGCUGUUUGAGUAUGGGGGCUUCCCCCCCGAGAGUAACUACCUGUUUCUGGGAGACUACGUCGACCGAGGGAAGCAGUCCCUGGAGACCAUCUGCCUGCUGCUCGCCUACAAGGUCAAAUACCCCGAGAACUUUUUCCUGUUGAGGGGAAACCAUGAAUGUGCCUCCAUCAACAGAAUAUAUGGCUUCUACGAUGAGUGUAAGAGGCGCUACAACAUCAAGCUGUGGAAGACCUUUACAGAUUGUUUCAACUGUCUCCCUGUGGCGGCCAUUGUGGACGAGAAAAUCUUCUGUUGCCAUGGAGGCCUCUCUCCAGACCUCCAGUCCAUGGAGCAGGUGAGGAGGGUGAUGCGUCCUACCGACGUACCGGACCAGGGCCUGCUUUGCGAUCUGCUGUGGGCCGACCCAGACAAGGACGUGCUGGGCUGGGGAGAGAAUGAUCGCGGAGUCUCUUUCACCUUCGGCGCCGACGUUGUCACCAAAUUCCUCCACAAACACGACAUGGACCUCAUCUGCCGGGCCCACCAGGUGGUGGAGGAUGGAUAUGAGUUCUUUGCAAAGCGGCAACUGGUGACUCUGUUCUCUGCUCCAAACUACUGCGGGGAGUUUGACAAUGCAGGGGCUAUGAUGAGCGUAGACGAGACCCUCAUGUGCUCCUUCCAGAUCCUCAAACCUGCAGACAAGAAGCUGUUCUAUGGGGGAGGGGGGGGCAUGGGCUCCGGUCGCCCCGUAACUCCGCCCAGGAAAGCCAAGAAAUGACACACGUAGCUCCGCCUCCGGCCUCAAGCUCGUCUCUCCCCCCCCCCCCCCCCCCCCCGACUUCUCCUGCCCUCUCUACCUCUCCUCUUCUGUCACCAAACAGCCAGAACUCAGAGCAGAACCCAGGGCUUUCCUUUUUUUUUAUCUCGGUGCGUUUUAACAUUUUAACCUUUGCGACUUUUAACCUUUUGUCUGAGUGGGUGCGUGUGCAUGGGAGAAAACACACGUGUGUCUGUCUGGGCGCAAGCAUUAUAAACGUGUGCAUGACUUUUCUGUGCCAGAGUAUUACAGAUUUGUACUGUCCUUUGUGUGUGUGUGAGACUGUGUGUGUGUGUGUGAGAGAGAGUGGGUGUCUCCCCCUUCCUCUACUCCCCCCUCUCUCUUGCUCUCUCCUUUGCCCCCAUGUGAUAGACUUGAACCACCGUGCAUGUCUGUACGUUAAGUGACUGAAAAGUGGUUUCGGAGAUGAUGGCAGGCCUCUGCCAGCAGAUGGCGUGGCGUGUGUUUGGAGGGGCAAAGACGAUGUUUUUCCCCUGUCCUCUUCAUUACAAUUUACGACUUCGUUUAGCAGACGCUUUUCUCCGAAGCGACGUACAUCUGAGAGUUAAUUCAACACAGGCAAGGAGUUUGUGUGUGUGUGUGUGUGUGUGUGUGUGUGCGUGCGUGCGUGUUUUUGUUUGCGCAUGUGUAUCCACUGUACAAGUGGUCUAAAAAUCCUUGACCAGGAAGGAUCAACUGAGUCCAUCUUAUGAAUUUAAGCGAACGCUUAACCAUACACACAUACGGUCGCACAGAUGACUUCACUGACUCUUUCACGGAGCCAGAGCUGUAAUACAAGAAACCCUCACACUUUAGGUUUGUACAGAUUUGAUUACUUGAAAGAGAUUUUUUGUGAAUUGGUUUUGUAGUCUUUCAUCAAGUUGACCAAUAAAUUGAGAAUCUGAGUUAAACUGUG